Molecule: messenger RNA, 2028 nt
Organism: Tetranychus urticae (two-spotted spider mite)
Lineage: Eukaryota; Metazoa; Arthropoda; Arachnida; Trombidiformes; Tetranychidae
Biological process (GO): transcription by RNA polymerase I; nucleosome assembly
Cellular component (GO): nucleolus
Molecular function (GO): DNA binding; histone binding
Source: RefSeq, a predicted model, not a curated record
AUUUUCAGACUUGCUGACAUACAGACUAGUUGUUUACAGUGUGUAUUUAUCUUCACUAGUGAUUACUUCAAUUUAUUCUUGUCAAAAAGUGUUUAAGUUUUCUUUAAUUGUGUACUCCUAUUGGAAACUGGUCAACUUAACCAUCAUCAUGACGAGUAAUUCACAAGCCCCUAGUAAAGAUGCUAUUCUUAAAUAUGUGAUGAAGAAAAAGGCCGAAGAGGAAGCUGCAAAGGAGAGGAGAUUCCAAGAGAUGCUGAACCCGUAUAAAAAAUUCAACAAGAAAGGUGAGCCUGACGAAGAAUUUUUGAAAUCCCAGAAGAAACGAGAACGUAUACUAAAGAAAAAGGAAGAAGCCCAGAGAAAGUUACAACAGAAAGCAGAUGAAGAACGUGUAAGGAAACAAAAUGAAGAGCUUAAUAGGUUGAAGAAACAACAAGAUGAGCUUCGUGCCAUGGAAGAUAGGAAACGUCAGGAAAAGAUUCGUAAACAGGCCAUAAGUGGUAAACCAGUUGAUAAAAAGAUGAAAGAAUACCUAGAAAAGAUCAAAGCCCAGAAAGAAGCUGAGAAAGCAGGGAAAACUGCAGCAGAUAAGAAACGUGAGGAAAGAAGACAAUUAGAAGAAAGAAUCUAUGCUAGCAGUAAAUCUAAAUCUUCACAAAAGACCAAGAUUGACCUUAAAGAAGAAAAGGAUAGAGAAAAACGAAUCCUUGAAAACAUGAGAAAACAACAGAGUAAAAGUAUUAAUAGCAAUCCAAGUAGACCAAAAAAUGAUGAGUAUAUUCCUUCAAAAAAGUCAACUGUACCUAGCAAGCCAGUUACACCAAGCUCAUCAGUUACUUCAUCUACGUUAAGCUCAACAUUAGUUUCCAAUAAGAUACCUAAAAAGAAACCAAGAGUUGGCGAAUAUUCACCAACACGACCAAGUAUUAUUUCAAAAUCUCACAAUGGCAAUCGUAAAGUGGAAGAAUAUGUUCCAUCUAAAGUUAACAGUGCCAAAGAACAGAAAGGAGUUAAUACCAAAUCAAGAAGUGAUACCGAAAGAAGUAAACCAACCCCACAAUAUAUUCCAUCUCCUAAGUCAAAGUUAUUAAAAAGUGCAAAAAGUGAUAAUGGAAUUUUAGAGAAUGGCCAUAAAAUUAAACCAAGAUCUGAACUUUUUGGAGGAGACCCAAUUUCCCGGACAUCAUCCAAUACGAAUCAACCUCCUAAGAAGAAACUUCGACCUGCGGAUACCAAACAACCAUCAACUCGUGAUUCAACCAAGAUAGAUAGAGAUGCUCUCAGAGAGAAGGAGAGACUUCUCAAAGAAAGAGAAUUACAAGCAGCACGUGAACUUGAGUUACAAAAAGCAAGGAAUAAAGAGCUGGAAGAACAGUUGGCCAAAGAGCGAGAAUUGGCUCGUUUAAGAGCCGAACGGGAACGCGAUCGUGAACGAGAACUUGCCAGAUUGAAAGAGAUAAAGAAAAGACGACCAGUGGCAUCGAACAAGAUUUUACCUCCAAUUGGCCUUACUUAUAGACGAAGUAUGAAUUAUCAACCUGUUUCAUAUGACGACGAAGAAGACGAGGAAGACGAAGAUAUGAGAGAUUUCAUUGACGACGGUGAUGACCUGGAAGCUCAGAAAUCCGACGUUUCUCAUUAUAUUCGAGAAAUUUUUGGAUACGACAAGAGGAAAUAUGCAAUGAUAGACGAUGACGAUAUCGAAGAAGCCACAUUCGCUCAACAAAUGAAAGAAGAGAUGGAAUCUGCCAAAGCUGGUUUGCUGGAAGAUCUAGAAGAUAUGAGAAAAGAGCAAGAAGAGAAACGACGAAUGGCCAAGCUGAAAAAGAAGCGACACCUUAUAGAUGAUUCGGAUGAAGAUUAAUUAUUACUUUAAUUUCUUUUUUGUUACCUUCACCCACAAGUAUAAGCCCCACCACGGUUGUGAUAAUUUUGACUUACUUACUUUAUAAUUACAAAUCAAACUUUGUAAAUUUAUUUUAUUAACUUAAACUAAUAUUAAUAAAAUAUACAAUUAUAUGCUUGAAA